This is a messenger RNA of Cheilinus undulatus (humphead wrasse), 1863 nucleotides long. It is a transcript of the gene eno1a, whose product is annotated as enolase 1a, (alpha). The transcript is spliced from 12 exons. Gene Ontology annotation, biological process: glycolytic process. Lineage: Eukaryota; Metazoa; Chordata; Actinopteri; Labriformes; Labridae. Bases 130 to 1428 code for a protein of 432 amino acids. Gene Ontology annotation, cellular component: phosphopyruvate hydratase complex. Gene Ontology annotation, molecular function: magnesium ion binding; phosphopyruvate hydratase activity. The record is from RefSeq and is a predicted model, not a curated record.
CCACCGUUCCUUCCUGAUUCCGUCCACUUAUCAUUGAGCCCGAAACGUCACGAGCGCCUUCUCUGCCUGCACGCACGAGAGAGACAGCACCGCUCCUUGCACACAGUUAGGUUGGAAAGAACCAGAACCAUGUCUAUCCUGAAGAUCCACGCUCGUGAGAUUUUUGACUCCCGUGGAAACCCCACUGUGGAGGUUGACCUGUACACCAAGAAAGGUCUUUUUAGAGCUGCAGUGCCCAGCGGUGCCUCCACGGGCAUCUAUGAGGCUCUGGAGCUCCGCGACAAUGACAAAACACGCUACAUGGGCAAAGGUGUCUCUAAAGCCGUUAAUCAUAUCAAUUCAACUAUUGCACCUGCACUGGUUAGCAAGAAUGUGAGUGUCCUGGAUCAGGCCAAAGUCGACAAGCUGAUGCUGGACAUGGAUGGCACAGAAAACAAGUCUAAGUUUGGUGCCAAUGCCAUCCUGGGCGUCUCCCUGGCUGUAUGCAAGGCUGGUGCUGCAGAGAAAGGUGUCCCCCUUUACCGCCACAUUGCCGACCUAGCUGGCAACUCUGAAGUCGUCCUCCCUGUCCCUGCUUUCAACGUCAUCAAUGGCGGCUCCCAUGCUGGUAACAAGCUGGCCAUGCAGGAGUUCAUGAUCCUGCCUGUCGGUGCCAGCAGCUUCAAGGAGGCCAUGCGUAUUGGUGCUGAAGUUUACCACAAUCUGAAGAAUGUCAUUAAGGAGAAAUAUGGCAAAGAUGCAACUAAUGUAGGAGACGAGGGUGGCUUCGCUCCCAACAUCCUGGAGAAUAAGGAAGCUCUGGAGCUGCUGAAGAAUGCUAUCUCCAAAGCUGGUUACACUGACAAGAUUGUGAUCGGCAUGGAUGUGGCUGCCUCUGAGUUCUACAAGGGUGGCAAGUAUGACCUGGACUUCAAGUCACCUGACGACCCCAGCCGCUACAUCUCCCCUGACAAGCUGGCUGACCUCUACAAGAGCUUUGUCAAAGAUUACCCUGUCGUGUCCAUUGAGGAUCCCUUUGACCAGGAUGACUGGGAGGCGUGGAGCAAAUUUACAGCAAGCACUAGCAUCCAGGUUGUCGGUGAUGACCUCACUGUCACCAAUCCUAAACGCAUCUCAAAGGCUGUGGCUGAAAAGGCCUGCAACUGCCUGCUGCUUAAAGUCAACCAGAUCGGCUCGGUCACAGAGUCCCUGGAUGCCUGCAAGAUGGCUCAGAGCAACGGCUGGGGAGUGAUGGUCAGCCACCGCUCUGGAGAGACAGAAGACACCUUUAUCGCUGACCUGGUGGUUGGUCUCUGCACUGGACAGAUCAAGACAGGUGCGCCUUGCCGAUCUGAGCGCUUGGCCAAGUACAACCAGCUGCUCAGGAUUGAGGAGGAGCUCGCAGACAAGGCCCGCUUUGCUGGCCAAAACUUCAGGCACCCCAUCUGAGCAGGUCCUCCUUCAUGGGCCCCUGUGUGUUCAUUGCUCAUAAGAUAUCCCCACAUGUAUACGCCACGCUAGAUCGCCUGCCCUGUCUGGAGAGAAGAUGAAGAGAGCAUAGCUGAAAUCCAAGGUUUAAGUCUGUGGCGUGGAGGAGCUACAGUACAUGAUAAAGAACUACAGUUCAGCUCCCCCUCAAACUCUGCUUUCGCUCCUGAAUAGUGUAGGGCCUUUCUGUUCGUGUCUGUGUAACUAUGUGAGAGAUUUUUGUUUAGCUUCUUGUGAGUUGUAGUGAUUUGUUGAGUAUCUGAGCUACUGUAACUUUAGUGCGAUUCUGCUUCAAGCAGAGAUAACACUACUGUAUGUGCAAUGUGUCGCAUCUGACAAGGUCUUGUGUUGCUGUAAGCGUUGGCAGAAACAUGAAAUAAACAACAUAGUUUGAAA